AUGACGUACAUCUUUUUCGAAAACCAGGAGUUUCUUGCUAAUGGCUCCAAUGUUGCUCGCAUUUCCUGGAGCGACAUUGAAGGGGCCUUCCAGCACCCUGACCAGGCUGACCUCGCGACAUUUGGCGGCCUCGACUGGACGAAACCAUAUCCGGGCUCUUCAGUUGACGGGUUCGAGGCUCAUCUUCGUAUUGCCAACGAUGUCCCAUGGCCGGACUCCGUCGGCAAGAAUCUGACAACUAAGGUCACUGCCCUCACAUUUGGUCUUCCUGCCGUCUUGAUGGACCCAGGCAAGACUUUGCCUCUGCCAAUGGACCCUACGUGGUUUAUUUGCCGUCACUAUUUGUUAGCGCUCGACCGAAUCCUACGGAACAAAUCGAUCAUGCUUGUGGCUUCCUGUCUGCGGAGUGUCGCGCCGAUUUGGAGACAAGUCUUACGGGAAACUGGUUCCAGGAGGACCCAGACGUUCCUUGCUCGGCACUGA
This is a messenger RNA of Colletotrichum chrysophilum, 483 nucleotides long. RefSeq lists its product as uncharacterized. The record is from RefSeq and is a predicted model, not a curated record. NCBI's taxonomy places the organism in Eukaryota, Fungi, Ascomycota, Sordariomycetes, Glomerellales, Glomerellaceae. Bases 1 to 483 code for a protein of 160 amino acids. The transcript has a single exon.